GCUUUUAAACAUUGCUUCGAUGGUCUGUAUUUUUACUUCCAGGGAAAAAGAAGUACUGUCCUACAAUUAGCAGGCCAAUACUAGCUUAUUAACUUCCAGUCACCUUAAUUUUUGUUAAAAUGAAGAUUCUGCAGUCUACACUUCUGUUGCUGUUUAUGCCUCUGAUAAAGCCAGCACCACCAACUCAGCAGAACUCACACAUCAUCUCUGAUUAUGGAACAGAUAAUUUUGAAGAAAUCUUACUUACCCAGGAUUAUGAGGAUCAAUACCUGGAUGAAAAAAAUAUUAAGGUAAAAGAAUCUAUGAUCAUAUCUGAUGAGAAAAGUCUUCAAAUGCAUAAAGAUGAGAGUGUAACACCAUUACCCCCCAAGAAAGAAAAUGAUGAAAUGCCCACGUGCCUGUUGUGUGUUUGUUUAAGUGGUUCUGUAUACUGUGAAGAAGUUGACAUCGAUGUUGUACCACCCUUGCCAAAGGAAUCAGCCUAUCUUUACGCACGAUUCAACAAAAUUAAAAAGUUGACUGCCAAAGAUUUUGCAGAAAUCCCUAAUUUAAGAAGGCUUGAUUUUACGGGAAAUUUGAUUGAAGAAAUAGAAGACAGUACUUUUUCAAAACUUUCUCUGUUAGAAGAACUUACACUAGCUGAAAAUCAACUAUUGAAACUUCCAGUUCUUCCUCCCAAGCUUACGUUAUUUAAUGCAAAAUACAACAAAAUCAAGAGUAGAGGAAUCAAAGCAAAUACAUUCAAAAAACUGAGUAACCUGUCCUUCCUCUAUUUGGAUCAUAACGCACUGGAAUCUGUGCCUCUUAAUUUACCAGAAAGUCUUCGUGUAAUUCAUCUGCAGUUUAACAACAUAACUUCAAUUACAGAUGAUACAUUCUGCAAGGCUAAUGACACUCGUUAUAUUCGGAACCGCAUUGAAGAGAUACGCUUGGAGGGAAAUCCCAUCAUCCUGGGAAAGCAUCCGAACAGUUUUAUCUGUUUAAGAAUAUUACCUGUAGGGUCAUACUUUUAACACCUAUCAAUUAAUGCAGCACAUAAACUAAACUACUCACAUACUUACAAUCUGUCUCAACAAUGUCUAAAGGAGCAUAAAUAUCCGUUUAAUAGUAACUUUGUAUCCCAGUAUGAAGCAAUUUUAUGUUUUAAGCAAGGAUGUUCAAAAGUUAACAUAUAAUAAGUAAAAAGUUAAGACUAAAUCUUAAGUUCAAAACAAAUUAAUAUGCAAAUAUUUAAACAGCAUAACAAAAUCCUAGUAGUUUAUAGUGGAGUGCCAUUUUUAAAAGGUGUGAUUUCCCAUAAAUAUCUCAAUUUGAGAAGUUUAAUUUCUAUUACUAAUGAAGUGAGGAUAAGUCCAAGAAACUUUCAGCUGUUUGUCCUUUCUGGCCUUUACUGGAUCCCUAAAGCAUUUAAGGUUGACAUUUCCAAAUCUCUGAAAAGCUAAAUAUUUCCAGUGCUUUUCCAUUUUUCUCUUAUGAUUCAUACACUAUUCAUAAUGAAGUAGAAACUCUUUUCUUUCUGUUAAAGCUGCUAUUAUCUUUUUACUUAGCCUGAGAAAUAGGGCAUAGUCUCAUACGUAGGCAAAACUUUUCAAAUAAAGUAUAAUUUACUCUCUGAUAAGCUAAUAUAGUAAUGUUCAGUGUGAUUCUGCUUUGCAGUCAGACAGUUAAAGGCUUUAGUAGAAUAGUACUAAGAAUUCUACUAGAAUAGUAGAAUAGAGUAUGAAAUUCUCUUUUCUAAAUAUUAACAUUCUAAAUCUAAUGUAAAACAUUUUAAGAAGUCAAGCAGACCAAAAUCAGUAUGCUUAUAUGUAUAUUAAAACAAAAACAAAAAGAAACGAAAGUCCACCCCAUUUCUCAGAAAACAGAGAUAACGUUCUCUAUUGUAAAGGCUUGCAAAUAUUAUAACUACUGCAAAAUAUUUUCUCUUUACACUACAGGAAUGAGAAUUGUAUCAAUAAAUCUAUCCAAAUGUGAGACACAAAA
Messenger RNA from Pteronotus mesoamericanus, 1983 nucleotides. It is a transcript of the gene OGN, whose product is annotated as osteoglycin. Gene Ontology annotation, molecular function: protein binding. The coding region runs from base 120 to 1013 and encodes 297 amino acids. Gene Ontology annotation, biological process: bone development; articular cartilage development. Gene Ontology annotation, cellular component: extracellular matrix. NCBI's taxonomy places the organism in Eukaryota, Metazoa, Chordata, Mammalia, Chiroptera, Mormoopidae. The transcript is spliced from 6 exons. The record is from RefSeq and is a predicted model, not a curated record.